Danio rerio (zebrafish) is the source of this 2070-nucleotide messenger RNA. NCBI's taxonomy places the organism in Eukaryota, Metazoa, Chordata, Actinopteri, Cypriniformes, Danionidae. The record is from RefSeq and is a predicted model, not a curated record.
UUAAAUGAAAGUAGAUUUUUUUCUCAUUUCCUUUAUUGUCAAUUUUGUAAUAGCUAAAUUUUGACAAAACUACUGUUGAAACUCCAUCUCCAGCAGUUCCUCUUUCAUUUCAUUAAACUAUUGAGGGAAUUACAGACAGUGCAGAAAGAGAUCUCUAUAGAGCAUGAGUGGACUAACAAUCUUGGUAUUCAUGCUUUGGAUAUUGAAAGGUGCUCCCAGCAACAUGUGGGAAAUCAAGCUGCCUCAGAAAAUAGAUGCCAUAAGUGGCUUCUGUGUUCAUAUUCCAUGUCAGUUUGAGAUCCCCGACUCAUUCAAACCACUCCUAAGCCAAUCAGCUGAAGCGCUGUGGAAAAAAACAGACAUAGAAGGAGCAACUGUGUUCAGUUCAGCCAGAAAGACGACAUCUCUUCUAAACGGAAACGUGAUUGGCAACAUCCUAAACAAUAAUUGCACCACUGUGUUUCACAACUUUCCUGCUGGAUUCGGUGACACGUAUUUCUUCAGGCUUCAGGGUCAUGAAAAUCUCAAGUACACAUUUAAGCAAGGAGUGAGAAUCACAGUUCAUGAAGAUGUUCUACCGCCUGUCCUGAACCCACAUGCCCAGGUACUGGAGGUUUUAGAGGGUACCAAGCUGACCGUGAGCUGCUCCACUGUGAUCUCCUGUCCCUCAGUGCAGCCCUUGAUGCAGUGGAACACACAGCUAGAAGAGCUGCUGCCACCAGCUCUCCAGAAGGAUGAGGUUGGACAGACAUUGCUGGUCUCCUCUCAGAUGUUUAACGCAACGCCUCUGAAUGACCAGUUUAAAAUCUCCUGCUCCCUUCUGUACAUGCAGGGCACCAAAACACCAGCUGAGAGCAGCAUUACCCUGAGAGUCCUGUAUGCUCCCAGAAACACCAUAGCUCUGGUGAGCCCAUCGGGAGUGUUGUCUGAAGGCAGUGUGGUCACGCUGAGAUGCCAAAGUGAUGCCAACCCUGCAGUCCAGCGCUAUGAGUGGUACAAAUACAAUGGAAAUGGGAAGCUUGAGCUGCAGAAUCAAGGACAGACUAUCACAAUGACAGCCGGGGUUGACGUUCAGGGACUUUAUGUCUGCAAGGUCUACAAUAAUCGUGGGAUUGACCAGUCCAAGGCUGUCUCUGUGAGCAUAAAUGGUUGCCACUGCUCUAUUGCACCAUACAUUAUAUGCGGAUUCCUGAUGCUUUCCCUAAUUCUCAUUACCGCAGUGGAUUUGGUCAAAUACAAAAGCCUACUUAAAAGACUCCAAGCUUCUGAAAAUACAAGAGGACUCAUGACAUACGCCAGCCUGCACAAAACCAGCGACUCAGUAUACAAUGUCAUACAGCCAAGAGCCAACAGAUCUGAAGAUGACUACGAAAACAGACACUUGAGCAAACAACAGUCCAGCUCCUAACUAUGCAGCCAUAAGAGUUAACAAGACACAAAGUGCUGUAGUGCCCACAUUGUAGAUGCAGGUUUCUGACUCCAAUCAUUUUCUCAGUAUUUCGCAAAAAUUAAAUUGGCAAAUGUGUAAAUUAUUCAAUCAAAAAGACAAAACUGGUAACAUCAUACAGUUUAUAGGUUCUUGUGUUUUAUUUUGAGAUGUAUACACUACUGUUCAAACAUUUGUCAUUUUGUAAAUAAUUGAAUACUUUUGUUCAGCUUAAAAAUAUAGUUAUCAAAAGUGACAAACAUGUUUAUUGUAUAAAGUUGAAGGAUAUUUAUGUGUGAAAUAAAGGUCGUUCUUUUAAAGAAUGACAAUGUUUUUGAGCCCCCCCCCCCCCCAACUUAUUACUAAGUUUGUAACUGAUUACUAAGUUUGGUGAACUGAAUAGUGAAUUUAUUUAGUUCAGUCAACUUAUUAGGGUUUUCAGUGUAAUUAUGGUAUUCAAAACGUCAAAUCUUAUGCAGACAGCAUACCAAUACAUUUUCCAAACAUUCAGUUAUCUGGACAAUAAGAAAGUCCUUAGGCUGAGCUUCAAAACGCAAGGCUUCCCAACUAGGAUUUCACAAUAGGGUAUAUGCCCAAGCAUGCUAAUGGGACUUUUAAUUUGCCAGUAACCUGGGUAAGCGCUU